AUGACAGAAAGCAAGAGUUUCAGCAAACCAGAGAAGAGUGAAGAAUGUAAGGGCUUUUCUUCCAGCAUAACUGAAGAUCGUAUAUUGCCUUUUGAGUUCCCCUUUUACAGUUCCCAUGAACUGCAGCAAGAUUUGGCACCUGAUGCUCUUGGCCUAGUUCCUAUUGAAUCUGUAGAUGUGAAAGUGAGACAUAUUCUUCCUUUUUAUGACUUGAAGGUUCCUCAGCAUUUCAGCAUUAUGAAGUAUCAGCCAUUUUGUACACACUAUGCAGCCACAAGCUACGAACCUCGAAAACUUUCCCGACCACUGAGGCAGGGAGCCCAGGAUGAGUUGAUUCAAGUAAUUGCUUCUUCUGAGGGGCAGCUUGGCCUGGUCUCCGAGAGGGCAGAUUUUCACAAACCAUCCCCAGAAGCAGCAGGAAGGGAUAUCAGCCUCUUAAAACUGAUUCCUCCCCAAGCUUUAGUCUACCCUACAGAGAGCAUCCCACUUCGCAUUUUUAACCCUACUCCAGGAUUAGUUCCAGUUUUACUUCCUUUGGCCUAUUCUGAAACAAAUAUUGAAUAUCAUCUUUGUCCUCAUCCAAAAUACACCUUUACCAAGGAAUGCCCCAAAGGAUCCAGUAUUCCAGUCACACAAAAGAAAUUUCUACAUCACAAGGAUGUGAUUUCUGGAGUAAUGGAAUGGAAAAGAUUCUUACCAGUGGUGCAUUCUGCUUUUUCUAACACUCCCACAUGGACAAGUACAACACCUAGGGAUCCUUACAGUUCAGAUAUGCUUCCAAGACAUGUACCACCAAUGUUGUGUGACUUACCUGAGAGAGACAAGGAGAACAUAAUCGACCAAGAGACAGAUGAAACUGAGUUCAAAAUGGUUCUUACUCCAGAGAUGGUGAGAGCUGAAUUUCCACAAGUUGGGCAGACACUCUCAGAAGAAAGCAAAGAGAAAUCAGCAAAAGAAGAAAGAGACCUGCACAAGCAUCCAGAUGGACAUUUCCAACUCGAAAACAAUGAGCUCAGAGAGAAGGUUCAAAAACAUGUGGAGGAAAUGAAGCUGAAAGCACUUAAUAAAACCCUUAUUCUCGGAUAA
This is a messenger RNA of Nestor notabilis (Kea), 1086 nucleotides long. Its product is annotated as primary ciliary dyskinesia protein 1-like. NCBI's taxonomy places the organism in Eukaryota, Metazoa, Chordata, Aves, Psittaciformes, Psittacidae. The record is from RefSeq and is a predicted model, not a curated record. The transcript is spliced from 9 exons. Bases 1 to 1086 code for a protein of 361 amino acids. Gene Ontology annotation, biological process: cilium movement; cilium assembly. Gene Ontology annotation, cellular component: cilium.